Molecule: messenger RNA, 3214 nt
Organism: Dicentrarchus labrax (European seabass)
Lineage: Eukaryota; Metazoa; Chordata; Actinopteri; Moronidae
Product: serine/threonine-protein phosphatase PP1-beta catalytic subunit
Exons: 8
Coding region: 57-1040 (327 amino acids)
Biological process (GO): regulation of circadian rhythm; circadian regulation of gene expression
Cellular component (GO): nucleus; cytoplasm
Molecular function (GO): protein serine/threonine phosphatase activity
Source: RefSeq, a predicted model, not a curated record
ACAAGUCACUGUUCAGGGCAGCUUUGCCCGGGACCCUGCCUGUGAGUAUCAGAAACAUGGCGGAAAGCGAGUUGAACGUUGACAGCAUCAUCUCUCGGUUACUGGAAGUGCGAGGAUGUCGUCCGGGGAAGGUCGUACAGAUGACAGAGGCUGAGGUGCGGGGGCUCUGCAUCAAGUCCAGAGAGAUUUUCCUCAGUCAGCCGAUCCUGCUAGAACUGGAAGCUCCACUCAAAAUCUGUGGUGAUAUCCAUGGACAGUACACAGACUUACUGAGGCUAUUCGAGUAUGGAGGCUUCCCUCCAGAGGCCAACUAUCUGUUCCUGGGAGAUUACGUGGACAGAGGGAAGCAGUCGCUGGAGACAAUCUGCCUGCUGCUCGCCUACAAGAUCAAAUACCCGGAAAACUUCUUCUUGCUCAGGGGGAACCACGAGUGUGCCUCCAUCAAUCGCAUCUACGGCUUCUAUGACGAGUGCAAGCGCAGGUUCAACAUAAAGCUCUGGAAGACCUUCACUGACUGUUUCAAUUGUCUGCCCAUUGCUGCAAUUAUUGAUGAGAAGAUUUUCUGCUGCCAUGGAGGACUCUCACCUGAUCUGCAGUCCAUGGAACAAAUUCGCCGCAUUAUGAGACCCACUGAUGUCCCAGACACAGGCUUGCUGUGUGACCUGCUGUGGUCGGACCCAGACAAAGACGUCCAGGGCUGGGGGGAGAACGAUCGGGGAGUUUCCUUCACCUUCGGGGCUGAUGUGGUCAGCAAGUUUCUCAACCGUCACGACCUGGACCUCAUCUGCCGAGCGCAUCAGGUUGUUGAAGACGGCUAUGAGUUCUUUGCCAAACGGCAGCUGGUGACGCUGUUCUCUGCCCCAAACUACUGCGGCGAGUUUGACAACGCAGGCGGCAUGAUGAGUGUGGACGAGUCCCUAAUGUGCUCCUUUCAGAUCCUGAAGCCGUCAGAAAAAAAAGCAAAGUACCAGUAUGGAGGGGUGAAUUCAGGACGCCCUGUCACCCCGCCUCGCACCACUCAGGCACCAAAAAAGAGGUGAGCGGCUGGCCCUGACUCCUCUGCUCCUCCCCCGGCUGGUCUCUGGCCCACGUCCCCUGCAGGCUGCCUCAAACACUCCAGCCCUCUCUCAGUCAGCUUGUUCAUGUGUAAACAAAACUCCAGGAGUGUUUUUUGCUUGUUCUGUGGGUAUUUUUAUGAACAUGCGAGUGGUAUUUUUUUCCAUUUCUUUUGAUGCCAUGGUAUGUAUUAACUCAGCCCUCACUUCUACUACUCAGUCCAUUCAGCAAUAUUAAAACCAACCUUUUGUGGAAUGGGUAAGAUGUUUAGAAAAGAUGCUUCUCUGCCUUCAAAUUAACAAUUUCCAUAGUGAUUUUGUGAAUGCAUGCACGCUUUGUGAGAUUGAGAAGCCCCUACCAAUGUAAAAUACAUAAAUUCUCCCAGUCAAUUGAUCCUUCCUAAGUCCCGCCUCUUUUCCCUCUGUGCUCCAAUAACAGCUGAGCAAACCUCAACGUUGGUCAACUUUCUCCUUUCCUGUAACUAGAUAUGCUAUGUUCUAGGCUCGUCUAUAUAAAUAUAGUCGCAUAUUAAGAUAGAUUGCUAAUGUUAGCAAAACGCUAGCUAAUUUACACCAGUCGUUACGUCACGUUUUGCUAACAUUGGCUAACUUAAGGAGUGACUGUGUUGCUUUUACCUUUUAACCAUCUUCAAAAUGUGGCUGUUCAAAGACAAGCCUGGCACGUAGCAUAUCUAAAGGAGAAAGUUGUUAUUGGAGCACAGAGCAAAAAAGAGCGGGACUUAGGAAGGGUCAAUUGUUUCUGGUCUCACCUUGAUUUGUUCAUGUAAUUAACUAAUUACUGCCAUUGCCCCCUUUUAUAUUGGCUGAAGUAGGACACUGCUUAAAGGAAUAGUUUGACAUUUUAGGAAAUACGCUUAUUUGCUUUCUGAGUUUGAUGAGAAGAUUACAACCACUUUCAUGUCUGUCAAAUAUAAAACUACCACCAGCAGCCAGCUAACUUGGCUUAGCAAAAAGACUGUACGCAGGCGGAAACGGGUAACUUAGCUCUGUCCAACAGUAACAAAAUAUACCUAAGAUCUCUUUAAUCAACAUUUUAUAUCUUGUUUAUUCAAACUAAAAAAUCAAGUGUAAAAACAACAAGAUAUAACAUGUGAAUUAAGAAGCUUUAAAAGUUCUUGUAUGUGGAUUUUGUUACCUUUUAGACAGAACUGGGUUACCCGUAGCCGCCCAGACAUGAAGUAUCUGUCUUCUCGUCAAACUCUUUUUUUGGGAAAUACGCUUAGUCGCAUUCUUGCAAAAAUUUUCCUUUAAGAAGUUAGACAUUGCAAUGACCUUCCCUUUGACUCAAGAAUGUUUUUCUCCCCAUGGAGGGAUCAAUAAAAACCUGAGAUUUUGACGAUAUCAGUGCAAUAAAUAUUGCUAAAAAUCUUGCUAUAUGCAAGCAUAAACGUUUUAAAGGCCAUUAAAGCCUACUUCAAGAAAAGGACACAGCCAACCUGUGCUGUAUCUUUUUAUGAGAGCAUUCAUACACAGUAGAUGCUCUACAUUUAGUGUUUGCAGCUCUGAAACUUUUUUUUUAAUCCCUCAAAUUGCUGAAGGAGAGCUUUUGGUUGUUAAAGAGCAGAAUUUCUAUUAAGUAAUGCAAUAGCGUAAACGUUGCAUCUUCAGUUUUGAUGUAAAUUCAGUGUAUGUGGAAACUGUGGGAACCAAACAUCAGUGAGCAGUAUGAGUUUGUGUCCUUUAGUCUGGUAAGUACAGUAGGUGUGUAGAAAAGUAGAGAUGGAUAUGUUGGUGCAGGAGAAGAAGGUAUAUAAAAGAAAUGUAAAGAACGGCAGAAAAAGGAUUAGAAAGAAUAGUUAGCAGUAUAUUAUUUUUUUCAGUAGAUGUCAAGCUCUCACAUGCUGAACAUUGUUGCUCUUCCAGUCAUUGCAUGACAUUGUAAAGAGGUCCAAAUCAUCAAGUCAAGACGGUGGCAUUUUGUUUGUUGUUCCCACCUUGUGGUUAUCGGAUUGAAAAGUAAAUCAUUUCCAACUCACUAAAUGAGCAUUUAACCGAUGUAUUUUUAUUUAUUUAAAAUUUAAACCUUUUGCCUUGUAAGUCUAUUGGUCUUCAAGUUGGAAACAGUAUGUUAAGACGUUUUGAGAUUUGUACGAGUUUGUUUCAAAUGAGUGAAAUAAAUGGAAGUGCUGUUGAGCCUG